This is a messenger RNA of Brassica rapa (field mustard), 2514 nucleotides long. Its product is annotated as protein WHAT'S THIS FACTOR 9, mitochondrial. NCBI's taxonomy places the organism in Eukaryota, Viridiplantae, Streptophyta, Magnoliopsida, Brassicales, Brassicaceae. Gene Ontology annotation, molecular function: RNA binding. The record is from RefSeq and is a predicted model, not a curated record.
AAUUUCGUUUGCUAAACAUAUUUGUUGUUUAGACUAAAAUUGUGAUCAGAGCUGUAAUGAUAUCAACAUAGACCAAAGUGAUGGUAGCCUAUUGACAAUUUUUCUGAGUUUGAUGUGUACUCAUAUCAGUUAUGGGUUUAAUUCUCUCUAGACCAGUCUGCAUUUGGGUUUCGACCAAAAUAGUUUAUAUGGUAGAUCGUAACACAUGAUCGGUUUACCUCUUGAUAGUAAUCGGAAGGUAUUCUAAAUUCGGACCGGACAGUAUGGUAGGUCUGGCCCGAAUUUAAGAAAAAAGUUUGAAAACCUGGUGGUAAUUGCAACCAAGAAUAUUAUAAUCUAAUGAGCAUCAUCAGGAGUCAAUGCUGCUGAAUUACCAUCUCCCAGAAGUCCUCCAUCGUGUAUGGUAAAUGACCUUGUGUCAAUGUAACUAUGAACAGAGAGACGUCUACAAAACAUACCCGUUGCAUAAACCUUUUAAUAUCAAUCACCAGAAAGUUUCAGAAUUACAUAGGAAAAUAGAGUGAUAAAAGUUGUUCUAUUAGAACCGUCACGCUGCCUAACGAAUCCACAGAAGGAAAGAUAAACUACAUGGCACCACAUGAUCUAUCACCAGUGCUAAACUCAGACAAUAACCGGAUCUGAACAAAUCAAACCGAACCGAAAUAAAAUUCGAAAUAGCGUUAGUUAACCAAAUGAAUAUUUUGAAUUUCGGUUCGGUUCGGUUAUUUUCUUCUGAUUUGUUACCAUUUUCAAUUUUCCUUUUUGUUUUGUUAAAUCCUCCUUAAACCCUUCUCCAUUUCGCCUUCCCCGAAACCCUAGAGUAACCAAACUCGCCGCCUCCGAAAUGAAAUCAAUCUUCCGCACCAUCUCCCUCCGCCGUCAACCCAACCGCCGCAUCUUCUCCGAUACACCCGAAGAAACCUACAAAUUCGUAAGAGACAGAGGCCUCGACCACGCCGUCGAAAGAGAGAAGAAUCUCAGACCUCUCCUCAGCAUCAAGGACCUCGUCACAUCGGAGCCUUCCAAAUCGCUCCCGAUCUCCGUCAUCACAGCUCAAAGAGACUCCCUCCGAGUCCCCCUCCGCCCGAUCGAGUUCAUCCGGAGCUUCCCCUCCGUCUUCCACGAGUCCCUCCCCGGAGGAAUCGGCGUCCAGCCUCACAUCAGCCUCACGCCGGAGACUCUCAACCUCGACGCCGAGGAGCAGCUCGUUUACGCGAGCGAGGAUUAUAAACAAGGAUUAGCCGAUAGGCUAUUGAAGCUCCUGAUGAUAAAUCGAAUUAAUAAGAUUCCGUUAGAGAUUCUUGAUUUGUUGAAAUGGGAUUUAGGUUUGCCGAAGGGAUAUGUGGAGACGAUGGUUCCUGAGUUCCCUGAUUACUUCAGAGUUGUCAAAUCGAGGCUGAGAGGAUGUAGCGGCGAGCUUGAGCUUGUUUGCUGGAGCAAGGAGCAUGCUGUGUCUAUGCUCGAGAAGAAGGCGAAAGGGUAUACUAAAGGCUCUCCGAUUGCUUUUCCGAUGAAGUUCUCUAACGGCUUUGUUGUUGACAAGAAGAUGAAGAGAUGGUUCGAUGAUUGGCAGAAGCUGCCGUAUAUCUCUCCCUAUGAGAACGCGCUUCAUCUCUCGGCGACUAGCGAUGAGUCUGACAAGUGGGCGGCGGCUGUUUUGCAUGAGAUCUUGAAUCUUUUUGUGGCGAAGAAGGUUGAGAAAGAUUUGGUUUUGCAUCUCGGUGAGUUUAUGGGGUUGAGGUCGAGGUUUAAGAGGGUUCUACAUAACCAUCCUGGUGUUUUUUACUUCUCGAGUAAGCUUAGGACUCAUACUGUGGUUCUUAGGGAUGGUUACAAGAGGGGAGUGUUGGUGGAGGGGAAUCAGUUGGUGACGAGCCGUAACCGUUACAUGAAGCUUAUGAGUAAGGCUAAGAAAGAGAGCAAUGCUGUGUCUAGCAGGAAGAGAGAAGAUAAGGGGAAGGUAGAAGGAGAAGGAGAAGUCUGUGAGGAUGAGGCAAAGGGUGAGGAUGAUGAUGUUUCUGGUUCUGAAGUGGAGGAUGAGCGUGAUGAAGAUGUUGUUGAUGACGAAGAGGAGGAGGAUGAUGAAGUUGAUCAAGACCAGAGUCUGAAGCGUGGUCGUAGAAACACAAGUCCAAGAGGUGGUAGGAGGAGUUUUGGGAGUUUAGGUUCGGAGGAGAAGCCGCAUACAAGGUCAAGAGCAGGUAGGAGGAGUUUUGGGAAAACAGGUUCACAGGAGAAGCCACGAUCAGGGCGCAACAAGGUCAAGCUAACGACAGAGAAGAGUAGCUAAAUGUCUUAAAGACUGAAUCAAUGGUUACUGGUGUGCCUGCAUGUUCAUCUGGUUCGUUUAUUCUCCUGUUUAGUAGCGCUUAAGCUUAUCUUUUGCAUUCUCACUUCUCAAUGUAAGAAAACAAGUUUUGCUUUAGAGGUCACAGUUACAUAGUUAUGCUCAGACUUUAAAUCUGACUUUUCCAGGUGGAUUUUGCAGAAUCAUGAUAUCAAGUAAUUGAAUUG